GAAAAUGGUUAUGGAACAAAAUAGCAAUUUGGGUGAACAGGUUGAGGAAAUUGCUGCCGGGCAUCAUGUUACCCCCGUUGAUAUGACAACUGCAACAAGCAAAAUUCAAAUAGAAGCUUCAGAAGUCAGAAAUCCAAUAAAUAAGCCAAAUUGGACUUCAUAUUUACGUUCACAACUUGUUCCACAAAAUGAAUAUAAUUUUAUUGUUGCAUUGGAAGGAGCUAAAAGUAAGGCAGAACGGACAGAAGUAUUAAAUAAAGACCGUUUAAAUACUGCAAAAUGUUUAAUUAAUUUGGUUACCGAAAUUACAAAAGAACAAUUAAUUCGUUAUAUUUUAACUAUUUUUGACGAUUUAUUACAGGAAGAUAAGUCUAGAGUUGAAAUAUUUCACGAAUAUGCUGCUCGUCAAAGAAAAACUAUUUGGUCGUGGUUUCAAGGAAUUUUGACUAGAAAUGAUGGUUUUAUUGUUAAUCAAAUGUCUACAAUUUUUGCUAAAUUGGCGUGUUAUGGUUCUGUUCGUAUGGAAGGGCAGGAACUUCAUGCUUAUUUUAAUUUUUUGAGGAUGGAAUUAAGAAAUACUUCUAAUGAAUAUAUAAAUACAUCUGUUAGGUGUUUACAAAUGAUGCUUAGAAUUGAAGAAUAUAGAAAUGAAUUUGUUCAAUGUGAAGGUGUUCCAAGUAUUUUGACAGCUUUGGAUGGAAGAACAAAUUUUCAACUUCAAUAUCAAUUAAUUUUUUGUCUUUGGUGUUUAUCUUUUGACUGUAAAAUUGCUCGUUAUAUCCAAAGUAUGGGAGUAAUUCAAACUUUGGGGGAUAUUCUUUCUGAAUGUUCAAAAGAAAAGGUUGUCAGAAUUAUUUUACAUACUUUUCGAAAUUUAUUGGAGAAAAUAGAUAAUAGAGAACUUGUGAGGGAGUCGGCACUUCAAAUGGUUCAAUGUAAAACUUUAAAAACAUUGGAAUUAAUGGAUGCUAAAAAAUUUGAUGAUGAAGAUUUGUUGGAAGAUAUUGAAUUUCUUUCUGAACGUUUACAUACUUCUGUUCAAGAUUUGAGUUCAUUUGACGAAUAUUGUACUGAAAUUCGUUCUGGUAGACUUCAUUGGAGUCCAGUACAUAAAUCAGAAAAAUUUUGGCGAGAAAACGCUCAGAGAUUUAAUGAAAAGAAUUUUGAAUUAAUAAAAAUAUUAAUACGAUUACUCGAUUCUAGUGAUGUUUUGGUACUUUGUGUUGCUGCUCAUGAUGUUGGAGAAUAUGUCAGACAUUUUCCACGUGGAAAAGAUAUUGUCGAGCAAUAUCAAGGCAAACAAGCGGUAAUGAAAUUGUUAAGUGCUGAAGAUCCAAAUGUUAGAUAUCAUGCACUUUUAGCAAUUCAAAAAUUAAUGGUACAUAAUUGGGAAUAUCUAGGAAAACAAUUAGAUGUAUCAGAAGGAAAUAAGGGUGGGGGAGGAGAUGAUAAUACAAAAAAUAAAGACUAA
Messenger RNA from Meloidogyne enterolobii, 1471 nucleotides. The record is from the annotation of a GenBank genome assembly. Lineage: Eukaryota; Metazoa; Nematoda; Chromadorea; Rhabditida; Meloidogynidae.